AAUUCGACAAUCCAAUCCGCCGGGUGAUAAUAAAAAGGCAAGUGUUUAGUUGGUCGCGUGUUUAAUCAAAACAAAUGAAAUUUUGUGUAAGCGCGCGCAAGAAUAUAUUAAAAAUAAUUAUUAAUAUUCGUUAAAUUCAUAUUCCUAUUACAAUAAGUAGUUUAUCGGCUCAUAGGCAUUUAGAAAAGAACCACACAAAGCAAUGGCAGGCGUUUUGUUCGAAGAUAUUUUCAAUGUAAAAGACAUGGAUCCGGAGGGAAAGAAAUUUGACCGUGUUUCCCGACUGCAUUGUGAAUCUGAAUCGUUUAAAAUGGACUUGAUACUGGAUAUAAACUCGUGGUUGUACCCAAUGGAAUUGGGAGACAAGUUUCGUUUGGUACUGGCGACAACACUGCGUGAGGACGGCUGUCCGGAUAGUGGUGAAUUCAACCCUUUGGAACAGGAAGGCACACGUGCCGAUAGUUUCGAAUAUGUUAUGUUUGGCAAGGUGUACCGUAUUGAAGGUGAUGAGGCCCAUAAUGAAGCAUCUUCCCGGCUAUCAGCGUACGUUUCAUUUGGAGGACUGCUUAUGCGUCUACAGGGUGAUGCCAAUAAUUUACAUGGUUUUGAAGUAGACCAACAAAUGUAUUUGUUAAUGAAAAAGCUGGCAUUCUGACUGCUGUCAGCGUGUUGUGUGCAAAUUUCUGUACAUUUUGGCUUAUUUAUAAAGUAGGUUUUAUAUAUCUAAUAAAAAAAACUAUACAUUUUAAA
This is a messenger RNA of Ceratitis capitata (Mediterranean fruit fly), 750 nucleotides long. It is a transcript of the gene Rpb8, whose product is annotated as DNA-directed RNA polymerases I, II, and III subunit RPABC3. The transcript has a single exon. The record is from RefSeq and is a predicted model, not a curated record. Lineage: Eukaryota; Metazoa; Arthropoda; Insecta; Diptera; Tephritidae. Gene Ontology annotation, molecular function: DNA-directed RNA polymerase activity. Bases 203 to 655 code for a protein of 150 amino acids. Gene Ontology annotation, cellular component: RNA polymerase II, core complex; RNA polymerase III complex; RNA polymerase I complex. Gene Ontology annotation, biological process: DNA-templated transcription.